Anarrhichthys ocellatus (wolf-eel) is the source of this 2117-nucleotide messenger RNA. Its product is annotated as WD repeat-containing protein 26-like. Lineage: Eukaryota; Metazoa; Chordata; Actinopteri; Perciformes; Anarhichadidae. Bases 481 to 729 code for a protein of 82 amino acids. Gene Ontology annotation, cellular component: GID complex. The record is from RefSeq and is a predicted model, not a curated record. The transcript has 2 exons. Gene Ontology annotation, molecular function: protein binding. Gene Ontology annotation, biological process: proteasome-mediated ubiquitin-dependent protein catabolic process.
UCAUGUAAAAUUGAAAUGUGUAAAUUAGGCAAAUUUGCAGAUGUAUUUAUGUGGAUAUGACUUAAUAAAUAAAUAAAUAAAAUACAUGCGUAUGGAUCGUGACAUAUAGUGGAUCGUGGUACACAUUUGUGGAUUGUCUUCUGUGGAUUACAAGUAUUAUAGUCCAAUAAAAACUUCCAUAGCAGCUUUCACAAACUGGGCUCAGUGCCUUACCAAAGGUGCUGCAGUCACUUUUAUGUUAAAGGGACAUAGACCCUGUGAAUAAAUGAAGGCAUACUGCUUUCUCACUGCAUUUAGUCUUUUUCAAAACCCAUUCAAAUCUGAUGGGAGAACAGUACUUGUGUUUUCAGGCAGUUUGAGGUUCACAUGACAAAAAACUAAACAAUAGUGUGUUGUAGUGUUGAGCGUGUUGUCAGAUCUUUUCAGUCAUCUUACUCUCUCCUUGGUUCUGUUGUGUAGACGGGGGAGUUACGGACGAAGAUGAGUCAGUCUAAUGAGGAUAGCCUGACCAGCGUGGGCUGGAAUCCAGAUGGUAAACGCUUUGUCACCGGCGGACAGAGAGGCCAGUUCUACCAGUGUGACAUGGAUGGAAACCUGCUGGACUCAUGGGAAGGAGUUCGGGUGCAGUGCCUGUGGUGUCUGAGUGACGGCCGGACCGUCCUUGCAUCCGACACCCACCAACGCAUUCGUGGAUACAACUUUGAGGACCUGACCGACAAAAACAUGUAAGUCACCACCAUGACUGGGCGGAGGAACCUCAACACCGUCUUUUUCUGCUCUUUGUCUGCACAUAAUGUAACCAAACCUUCAUUUUGGAUUUCACUCCAGCCUCUAAAGCCAGACAGGGGUGACGUUAUAAAGCAGUGAUUGCCAACCUAAUUGACUUGUGAUCGAUUCAUCAAUACAGAAAGCAAAUCAGACAUGACAUUGGUUUUCAUGGCCUUUACAUGCACGUAAAAAACAAAUCAUAUCAUAUGUGUAUGAAAAAGGCAGAGUGAAGCACUGAACUCCAGCACCCAAAAAUGAGCCGACAAGCGUUCAUCACAUUGCACAACUUAACAAAACUGGAAUGAAAAAAAAUAACUUGGUCACUGCUAGGGAUGUCAAUAAUGAAUCAAUUAACAUAAAAAUGAACCACUUCAAAAUAUAUUAACUGAUAAUAGCAAAGACGAGGGACGUCUGGUGUUACCGUUGCAGAAAAUCUUGUGUAGAUUUGCUGUAGUUGUGUGGUUAUACAGCAAAAGCAACACACAGUGUUAAGGCACUGGGUGGAGUCUCUUACCUUUGAAUGAGAUUGAGUUACAUGUAGAGGUGGAUCGGAACAUAAACUUCAGGGUUCGGUAUGUACCUCGGUUUUGUGGUUAAGGUUAGGUAUGUUUUCAGUACAGCAGAGAAAACAUAAUUACUAAUAAUAGUAAAGAAUCAAUUGUUUUCCCAUUUAUUACAAAUGUAAACAUUCAACAGAGGCUCAUUGUCCAUAAAUAAUAACAUAUUGUCAUUAAGAAAUAAUAAAUAUCUCAAUAUCUGUAGUAAAAAUGUAAUGCUCCAUCGUAAAGCUGUUGAUAAUUCCUGAACUGCAGCUUGCAGUCAUUUAUACAGGGCAGACAUAACAGACACAGACGCAUUGUAUCGGGUUCAAGCGCUUUGACCAUAAUGUGGUUUGCAUAAAUGCAGUUGCUUUGGCUCGCUCUGAAUCUGCAGUUGGAGGCUGCCUGAAUGCUGUCUGGAGCAGGUGCUGACUUCCAGUCUGUUUUUGUUUCGUUCUGUUCAGCGACACAUUCGGGUGAUGCCGUCGUAAAUGUAAUGUUUGAAGGGUAUCCACAGAUAUAUCAGACUUCAUUUGAAAUGCUUGAGUAACCGGGCUAAGAUGAUUUUUACAUAGGCUAAGCAUUACCCCAAAAGCCCCCAAUAGCCCAUGAACUAAGGAAUAGUAAUCUUACAUUAUUCAUUGGGCAUCAACAUGAAUUAUUAUUAGUUAUCCUCAAAUGGACAGCGCUGUUUGUUGUGUGGAGAGGGUGCAUGUUGACAGUCUCAACAAAGCCAGGUCUUUUAUUUUAUAUGUUGGCAUCGGCUACAGUCUAUUUAUUUGUUUGUUAAUAGGCCUGAAAUAAGUGAGC